CUCUUCAGUCUCGUCUCACACAGUUCCUUUCUAUCUUCAGUUCGAACUCUCUUGUUGUUGAAUCCUCAACGUCCCUUCGCCUCCCAUCAAAAUUUCAUCUGAAAGACUCUGGUUCAUGUGGAAGUUUCUCUUUUAAAAUUCCUCAAAUGUUCCCAAUUCACUGUUUCUAGGGUUUAUGAACUAUCCAACCUCUUAAAUCGGCUCCACCGAAAAUGACGAGCCACGGCGGCGUCGAGAGGAUUCAUAGGGUACAGCCGGAGAGAGAUUUGGUGGCGAAUUGGGAAGUUGAUUUGUCGGAGAAGCUAGAGGAGUACCUCCUCAAAAUCUGCUCCGGUGAAAUCACCGGAACUGAAGAAGAUUCGCCUGUCAAUUUCGCGGAAGCUGCUUUGCUGCUUCAGGGCUCGGUUCAGGUGUACAGCAAGAAAGUGGAGUACUUGUACAACUUGGUCUUACGUACUUUGGAGUUUCUAUCCAACCAUAGAGAGCAAGAAGAGUCCAAAGGUACACCACACGAGGCUGAGGCAAGCUCCUCUCGUCAGGCUGAUGAAGAAGAAAAUGAUCUCUUCUGGAAUGUGGAUGACAUCCCAGUUGACGCAAAGAAUAGCUUGGACAACUCAGUUGGUGGAGAUUCAUAUCCGAGUAAGUUUGUCAAGCCUCCAGCAAAUCUAGUUGUUCUUGAAGGUGACUGCUUGGAUACUAGUGGCGACGGAGGAGAAUUGGAAUCCUAUCUGUUAGCAACUACACAUCUCUACCGAGACUUUAUUCUAUUAGACCCAUGUGAUGCUGUAGCGGUAAAUGAAUUUUUAGGUGGUAGCUAUGCCAAUGCCAGUAAAGGAAAGACCAGUUCUCACAGAGGCAGCUCAGGUCGUAAAAGUUUUCACUCACCACUAGGACGUUCUGGAGGAAGUGCCCGUAGAUCAUCUUUGGGAAAGAGUCAGAGCACCAAAGGUCCUGAUGCUCAGAACUGUGACCAAGGCUCUCAUCCACUUCCUCCUGUCUUUGGAGAUGAUGAUCAUGGUUUUGACAUGGAUAAUGAUGACCAUGGAGGAAAUAUGGAUUUGUGUGAUACAGAUGCUGAUGAUGAAGAUGAUCCGUGGAAGCCGUUGAAUCCUUAUGAACAAGGGAAGUUGAAAGUGAAGCCUUUCAAAAAAGUGAAAAGUUUGAGAAAGUUUGGAGGGAGCCUUACCAAGGACUAUGUCACUUCCAUGUUUCCUCUUGCUAAACCCAACGGUCCCAUCAGUACAGAGCUCACCGGAGUUUGGGAGAAGCGCCGUCCUGCUAGUAAAGAUCACAGACAACCACAAGACAUUCCCUCUUACGAGAAGCUUCGAGCAUUGCUAGUUAAUGGAGGAAACCUACCUACUGAUGCUAACGGCAAUCACAAGGAUAACCAUGAUGAAGCUAAUGAUGGCGACUUCCAUGAUUAUGGUGAUGAUCAUGAACCUGCCUUCAUGGAUGAAGAUGGUCCAGUUAUGAAUGAUGAUGGUGGAGCUGCAGAUUUCCCCAAUUACGAUGGAUUUGGAAACGAAGAGGACUCACAUUGUCAAGAAAGCUUGGAAGAUCUUUGCCGCUCACACCUGGAUGCUCUUCUUGCAAACAUAGCUAAAACUGAGAGGCAAACAGAUCUAGCUGCUCGGGUUUCAUCAUGGAAACAGAAAAUCGAACAAAAUCUAGAAGAACAAGAGCUACACCCUCCUUUUGACAUUCGAGAAUACGGUGAAAGGAUUCUCAAUAAGCUGACUGUUGAAGAGAGUGGACACGUCGAGGCCUUUACUGAUCUAAUGAAAGACCAAGAAAAGCACGAUGUAGCUCGUGCUUUCUCUGCGCUUCUCCAGUUAGUGAACAAUGGAGAGGUUGAUCUCGAGAAACCUGGCAACUCCGUAGGGGAGCCAGUGUGUUACACAGCGGAUAAUCCUUUCAGCGUUCGGUUGCUUACCAGAAAGACUGAGAAAAGAGGAAUGGAUUUACCACGGAAACGAGCUAAGUCCCCAAUAGCCAAAGAGAAAACUCACGAGUCACCACCACCGAAGAAGGCAAACACAACGUCUUCUGUGUCAAGCCAGAGGAGGAAAGUUCCGUUGAAGAUCAACAGUGUGGGGGCAAGAUGCGCACCGAAGGGAAAGAAGAGGGGAAAAGGUCGAUCUGAUGAGGUGAUAGUAGUAGGCGAGGGAAGUGAAGUUUCUUCAGUUAAAAGCACUGUGGGAAACUAAGAAAGGCUAGUGAUAGUGAGUGAACAGAUUAGAAUGUAGUUAGGUGUGUGGGAUUUCUAUCAGACAGUUACGAAACUCUUGUAACUCUGUUAUGUAAUUUGUGAUGAAGUAGUAGUAGCAGCGUAUGUUGUAAUAACAAUGAAAUUCCACUUUUGAAUUACUUUUUAAGGAA
Molecule: messenger RNA, 2382 nt
Organism: Brassica oleracea var. oleracea
Lineage: Eukaryota; Viridiplantae; Streptophyta; Magnoliopsida; Brassicales; Brassicaceae
Product: condensin-2 complex subunit H2-like
Exons: 11
Coding region: 213-2210 (665 amino acids)
Biological process (GO): meiotic chromosome condensation; mitotic sister chromatid separation
Cellular component (GO): nucleus; condensin complex
Molecular function (GO): chromatin binding
Source: RefSeq, a predicted model, not a curated record